AUGUAUUUCGAAACAAUCAACAAGCAAUGGGGGGAGGAUCACCGCCUCAAGGGGUCCUCCAUGCAGGAUGAGCCGGCAUUCUAUCGGAACCUCGAGCAGGCCCUAGAUGUCCGUCGCCAGUCCCAAUACUUCCUCAACCUCAAGCCCCAAUGGGGCAAAGAGGUCGUUGACUUGACGACGUCGGACUUCCUCGCCGUCAAUCACUCUGGAAAGGUGCGUCAGCGUUUUUUGGAUGAGCUAGAGCAGCACCCAGACUUUCGUCUGGGCGCCAAUGGCUCCCGCUUGCAGUACGGCAACACGCCAUACAUCAACCAGGUCGAGAAGGAAAUUGCCGACUUCCAUGGCGCUGAGACGGCCUUUAUUGUGGCCUCUGCCUAUGCCGCGAAUCUGGGCGUCCUUUCCAGCGUGCCGCUCGCCGGGGACGCGCUUGUGUACGAUGAGCUCGUGCAUGCAAGCAGUUUCGAGGGUUUCAAACUUAGCAUGGCGAUGCAUAGGCUCCCGUUCCCCCACAAUGACCCAGACGGCCUCCGUGAGGUCUUGGUGCGCCUCAAGAAAGACCAUCCGGAGUUUGUGGCCGGCACAAGCUCCAUCCUGAUCUGCGUCGAGUCCAUUUACAGUAUGGAAGGCGACGUCUGCGAACUCCGUGAGCUGGUCCAAGUGGCCAAGGAAGAGUUUCCUCUGGGAAAUGCACAAUUCGUCAUGGACGAGGCUCACAGUAUCGGGGUGGUCGGUGACAAGGGGCGUGGGCUGGUGUCAUACCUGGGCAUGGAAGAUGACAUCGCGAUUCGAGUCCAUUCUGUGAGCAAGGCGUUGGGGUCGACCGGCGGAGUCAUCAUGUGCAAGAAGACUGUCCGGUCCAUGAUGCUGAAUAAUGCACGGUCUCUCACAUUUACGUGUGCACCGUCAUUUCCUACUGUUUGCUCCGUUCGGGCUAGCUACCAACUAUUGAUCAGCGGAGCAUUGCAAGAGGCCCAGGAGAAACUACAAAGCAACAUCAAGCGGUUCCUUACGGCUUUGACCGAGAACCCUGUAUGGGACGAGGCAGUUGAUGAGGGUAUUCUCUCGAUACCCACUCUCGAAGACUGGGAACGGCGUCCGUUUCAGACGCAAAUCGUCCCCUUGUUCACGCGCGAACGCCACGAGACAUACCUCUUCUUCCACCUACUUAUGAGAAACUUCAACGCCUACCCCUAUCAAUCCCCCGUCGUUCCGAAAGGCAAGAGCCGGGUGAGAAUAGUCUUGCAUGCCUACAAUACUGAUGAACAGAUUGAUGAACUGGCUUCAACAAUCUGCGAUUGGGCGAGUGAAGUCCUAGAUAUUGACAGUGGCAAGGUAGAGGCCGGCUUGCCCACGGCUGCUCGGCAAGCGUAUGCAAUGCAGAGAGCCCUCCAGUCCUAG
This is a messenger RNA of Clonostachys rhizophaga, 1398 nucleotides long. The record is from the annotation of a GenBank genome assembly. NCBI's taxonomy places the organism in Eukaryota, Fungi, Ascomycota, Sordariomycetes, Hypocreales, Bionectriaceae.